AUGAAAUCCCGCGCCCUGAUUCUGCUGCUUGGCGGAGCUGGUAGUCUUGCCAGCCAAGGCUCCGUCCAUGUUGAACAGUCCAUCGAUGCCUCCAAUGGCUCCACCUCUCCUAUGCGCGGCCCUCUUGCAAGGUCGAGCAUGUAUAUCCCAUUCUGUGGCGGCCAAAAGCGCGCCACCUCCGCCCAAGUUGCCUACGUCGGAAACACGGGCACAGAAGAGCACUACGGUUGCAAUAUGAUGCAGAUUCCAGCAAAUAUUGCAUCUCUAUAUAAGUAUACCAUCGAGUUCAUCAAUUCUGGUUAUACAGUUCAGCAAUGUAAAUGCUGGAAUAAGAUCGGUCCUGAUGGCGGUAUCAAUGGUUUCUUUGCUGGCAACGAGGCUAUCACUUUCAGCUUGGCCGCCAGUGGUCAGCAACUCGUCGCAUUUGAUGAAAAUUCGCAGAUCGGCUGUGCUUGUCAUGCUGGCUCUAUUCCUUUGACCCCAUUUGGUGAAUUUGCAUCAACUUGGGUAGAGGCCGACUUUGGUAAUGAAUUGAACCAGAAGCACUCCGGUUUCGACGCCUCAUGCUUGGUUGCCGCUAAACACGGUCUGGACAUUCCCGGACUAAGUGUCUGUGGUGGCUCACAAAACACAUGUUCUACCAUCUUUCCCGGUGGGGCCGGUGAAAAUGCCUAUGUAAAAGGUAUGGAAGAUUUGAACAUCGUGGCGCCGAUCGAUCCUGGUCCUGUAGCACUCACUGUUAAAGUCGACAUUGUGUAA
Cordyceps fumosorosea ARSEF 2679 is the source of this 759-nucleotide messenger RNA. Its product is annotated as allergen Asp F4-like protein. The record is from RefSeq and is a predicted model, not a curated record. The transcript has a single exon. The coding region runs from base 1 to 759 and encodes 252 amino acids. Gene Ontology annotation, molecular function: IgE binding. NCBI's taxonomy places the organism in Eukaryota, Fungi, Ascomycota, Sordariomycetes, Hypocreales, Cordycipitaceae. Gene Ontology annotation, cellular component: extracellular region.